This is a messenger RNA of Phaeodactylum tricornutum CCAP 1055/1, 6294 nucleotides long. RefSeq lists its product with no specific name. NCBI's taxonomy places the organism in Eukaryota, Bacillariophyta, Bacillariophyceae, Surirellales, Neidiaceae. Gene Ontology annotation, biological process: tRNA methylation. The transcript is spliced from 2 exons. Bases 1 to 6294 code for a protein of 2097 amino acids. The record is from RefSeq and is a predicted model, not a curated record. Gene Ontology annotation, cellular component: cytosol.
AUGGGCAAAACAUCGUUGAAACAAACGGGAGCCGUUCCGUUGCCCAACGAUGGUCCCAUCCACUUUGUUUGGCAGCAAAGACACAAGACUACCGGGGUAGAUGAUUCCGUCUCUAGCGACGUGCACGAAGCUGUUGCAUUUCUGCGCUCGGUGGCGACGCCAACGAGUACCGCGGAGUCUCGUUCGCCGACUUUCCGUGCCAUCGACAGCACCAGUUUGAGUUGUCUCGUACACGACUUGUGGUGUUUGAACGAUAUUCGCGAGCAGUGUCAACGACUGCGUGUCUUUCGGAGUCAUGUGCUCCAAGCCCGUCAGAAACAAAGCAGUGACGCGGGUGUUGUUAUCGCCACGCUGGAUACCCGGACUGCCAAAGCAUCGCAUCGCGUUUUGUUGGAAUGGUCCUUGGCAGUCGCUACACCCGUACCUUUGCGUCGCGCCGUACACGCGCAUUUGCGGGAGCGUACCGGUUUGUCGGACGACGCAACGUUGGACAUUGCCGGUGCCGUGUUGGAUUCCAUCCUGUCGAGCUCGUCACAAUCAACGUCUGGGCCGUCGUUGUGGUGGUGGAAAGAUCCCAUUGCAACCUUGCAAGAGUGGAUCGCCUUUAUGUCCUCCGACCCUUCUUUAGCGGUGGACUGGAACGAAACACGUCCACGUAUACUGGUGUUUCUCCUCACCUAUGCCGAUACUUGCAGUAUGCCCACUCUUGGGCGUUUCGCCUAUACGUCACCCUCCACUGAAAUGGUGGAUCAACAGUCGCAGGUCGCCAUUGCGGAAGCCGUCCGCGUCGCGGAUUUAUUUAAGGCUUUACUCCAACCUGGCGACCGAAAUUGCUACUGGGAGACACGAGACGAACCCUUUCUGGAACAAAUGCGGGACUUUUUGUGGGCUCUGCUUUCCUGUCGAGCCGUUUCCGAGCCUUCGUUGCAAAUUAUCGGCAUUGCGUACGGACGGGUUUGUGUAUGGCCCUACCAUACGAAUACGCAUACGAACACUUCCGAAAGUGUGGACCCGGACGCGUUGGUAGCCAAGCUGCAAAAAGAUUGGUCACGGCUACCAGAGUUGUCGGAUUUGGCGCGCGCCGUUGUCGUUCAAGGGUUGGCAGCGACCCUUCCCGACCAGACACUAUUUGCGCACAGGCAUGAGGACAUGGAGACGCCCAUUGAUAUGUCCACACUUAUGGAUACUUUCGGUGAUUUGGCCACCGGAGCGAUCGAUCCGGAUGUACGGUUGGCUGCUUUGAAAGGUUUUCGCACGUUGACGAGUCGCAGUCUAACCGCUCUCGCUGUAGACAAUUCAGACUCUGAUAGGUUGGCAACACGAAAUUUGAGCUUCGCGUUGGCCCAACAAUCUCUCAAAGUUGUCAUGCAGGCGUGGGAAAGCCCUCCCACCCGUCGACUCGCCAACGCUAUUCCGCCCCUCUUUGACAGUGUCGUCAACUUGCUGCGUCGACUGGAUCAAGAUUGGUCGGUUGACGCAUUGGUUGGGCGUGUACUGUCCCAACCUGCUCAUUGUAAAGGGCGCUAUAUAGCGCUGGAAGCACUCUUGCCAAUCUCCGGCGCUCAAGCCUUGGUGUUCACUGCGAGCCGCCCCGCCAACAAACACAGUAUGCUAGACGAUUUGCUCUCCGGCAUUGGGGACCACGGGCACAAUACGAAUGCUAUUGCUGAUUUGUGGGCCCGUAUCCUUCAGCAAUAUUUGCAAGAACUUUUGCUUCAGAACGGAAUACCGACUUUAUCUUCUUCAUCCCAGAGCCAACGUACCAAAGGGGCACCGGCAGUGGCAACCGUUAUGGAGAACAUGGAAACGUUGCCGUCGGUUCUGACGGCUUGGUGUGAUGCCUGGGUACCGAGCUUGACAGAGGCCCUCCUCGUACCUGAAGUCAGUCGACGCAAGCAAAUAGCUUCGUUCUGUUUACCUCGGGUUUUAAAGAUGGCUGGCAACGCUCGUCCUCGAGCCUCAUUGGCCAUUGUCCAAAUACUACAACACCUGAACGCAACCGGUCAGAAUCAUUCAACUCGACUGAACAAACCAUCAAAAGAACGUGAAACGAAGAAAGACCGCGUUUCGUGGGCCAUGUUGGAAGUGGUUCGACUAGCAGCGGUUGACCAGUUGUUGAGAGAAAAGCCUGUGGGUAGCACCUUGGCACUAGAUACGUGCGUAGCGUCACUUAUAUCCAAAAAGUGUCUCCAAUCGGCGUUGGUGCAUUUCUCGCCCUUUGUUCGUCUCGUUGCCUUUCAAGCCAUGCCGCAUGUAGUGAAAGCAACCAGCUCGUUCAAGGACGACGCAUCACGACUUGGGCAUGAAGUAUUUUUGUGGAAAGCCACGUUACCCUUUGUGGUCAAAACGAGCGACAAAGAGUACGCAUUGACUUUAGUACAGUGCUUACUUUCUUUUAUGGAUCGCUUGUCUUCUUGGGAAGCAAAAUGUGUGUUAUCCGAUGAUCCGAACGCCCCGCAAUCAACAGAAAAUUCGCAGCUACAAGUUUCAUCCUUUGCCAUUGACUUUUUGAUCAACGAUGUUCUUCUACAAAAACUUACGUAUCCGGGAUCAGUUGUCGACAAAGAGUGCUUGGCUCUCUCAUUGUUUGAAGCGUUAAUUGUCUUUUCAUGUCGAGAUCUCAAGUUUGCUCAAGAAUGUCGGCUACUACCUAAAGCCGGUGCUGCCUUCCACCGAAAGAGAAAUUUUGCGGAGGAGGCUGUAUGUGGUCGGAUACGGCGAGCUCUCUUUGGUUUUGAGGGUCUUGCCGCUUUGUUCUCGAUGCUGAGCUCCAAUUGGGAUGGCAUACGAGACGAUGCUUACACCAUUCUUAACAGUGCGCUCGCCUUGACUACUAGAUUUCACCUCUUCGUCCCAAUGGAGUUCACCUCCAACAAAGCUCGCUCAAAGUUUGAAGCUCGCGCCUUAUUUUUGGCCUCCUCUCCGAGACAGCGCGAGGCGGACGCCGGUGCUAGAAUCUUAGCAUUUCUCUUUGUUUCAUCGCUCACGAACGACCAGAGGUAUGACUAUCUCGAGCGUUUGGGCUCAAUUCUUCAAGAAAGGUUGACUCUAAUGAAAGUAAAACUACAGGACAUUCUGUCAAAUGAUACCGACUUUGUCGACGGCGCUGAGUUGCCCUUGGCCCACGGCAUUAUCCGAAGCAUUCGGCUGAUCUACGAACAUCAUCAAACACUUACCGACACUCUGCAGAAUGAGCAUGAUCGAUUGGGCACUUUGUUCCAAAACAUGAUACCAAUGUUUUGCAAAGCUCUGCAAUUGUCACUAGGCGUUGUAGCUGAUCUCCGGGAUGGCGAAGCUGUGGAUGGGAUGGAUCGUGAACUUGAAUUUGCAUCAAGCAAAGUAAACCCUGGAGCUAUUGGAGCCAACGGGAUUUUCUCGUCAGUUCAACGCCUGAGCAAAACAGAGCACUCGAGACGAUUGGCAUCGCAGCGAAUUGUGAUUGGUUCUUGGUUAUUGACCAAGGAAACCUGCGCAGCCGUAUCGAUAUUGUUGUCGUUAGGAUGUGUCAAUCCAAGCAAGGAGAGCAUGCAGCAGGUAGGAAUGCUCCUGAUAUCAACCCUUACCUCAUUGAAACACACAGGAGCUGCGUUUGCCGCCCACAAAGCUCUUCAACAAAUUUCUGUGGCUUGUUUUUCAAUCCCAAACCUCGAGACUCUUCCUAAAGAGUGGGCGUUACGACUGUUAGAUGAGCUAGCAAACUCCGAUAAAAUACGCGACUCGACUUUGCGGCGAAGCACCGGAUACGGGCUUGGAUUUUUAUCCAUAAUGCGAUCAGAAGUUGCGUGUCACUCUGCAAAUCACUCUCUGUGCUCUUUCAUUAUGAAGAAAAUAUUGUGCCUUUCACUUCCUUCAAAAAGCAUGCUGUCGUCAUUCCUUUCGUCGAUUGCUUGGUUUGAUAGAGAAAGGCCAAUACCGCUUCCUUUCAGUCUCGGGGAUGAGGUGGACGGUAUUGGAUUAUGUAAUCAGUAUACGCUUCGAUCGCGAGUCCAUGCGCUAAAUGUAUUGCGAUCGAUACUGUCGGACGCGCCUUUAGCGAAACAAGUCUUUCCAGCCGUCGGCGAUUCUAUUGUGACAGCAAUGAUGGGAUAUUCUGAUACGGAUUGGUCUGUUCGAAACUCUUCCACGAUGGUUUUCGCGGCUGUCAUGCUCCGUGCAGUAGAUGCGGACAAAAACGCAUCCAACGAAGAUGAGACAAGUAGUAGAGCUAUCACACUAGCGGAGCUCUUUCGUGUUUUUCCAUCUCUACCGGAUUUCCUAGUGUCUGUUUUGCAGGCAAGUAUUGCAGGGGAAUUGGGCGAGGCGUCGACUUCUCCUCCCGUUCUUCCUAUUCUUUUGCUUCUGGCCCGCUCUCAGCAAUUGUCAAUGUCGGGUCACGACUCCGUCUCGAUUGCUGAACCUUUCAUGCAAGUUGUGUUUCGCUGUCUUGGUCAUGCUCACUUAAGUACCCGGGAGGCGGCCGCUCGGGCUAUCGCAAACCUGUCCUCGGCAGAGAAGAAAUCGGUCACAUCUUUCCAUUGUAUUCUUCAGACUUGUAACGAUCGCCUGAAAGUCAAUUUACGGACGAUGGUAUGGAAUGACCUACACGGGACGCUGCUCUGUAUUCGUGACAUGUUGGCGCUUUGGAAGCUUAUUGUGAAAGAAAGUCUUGGGAAAGAGUUGCUUGCGUGGUUGUGGCGUUUUACGAGGGUAGAAAACAGUCAGUUUGUUGUGCCUCCCCUAUGUGUAUCGGUUGCCCUAGAAAUUUUGCACAGAGCUAACCUUACGGACAUUGAGUCCCCCCAGUUGCUGCGUGCCUGUCUCGACAUUGAAAGCAAAUUGGCACGUGAGAGGCACCAUACAAGGGGUGACACAGGUCUAUCCAAACUGGGUCUGACCGCAGGCUCAAUAGCCUGCUCUGUCGUAUCAGAGCAGCUAUGGCACUUUUCCGCCAAAUGUAGAGUACAAGUUGACGAAAGCGUUUUCUCGAAGGUUGAGACUCUUCUUCGAAGUGACUGCCCAGACGUGAAGCUAGCGAGCGUCAAAGUCUUCAAGAAGUCAAUAUACCGUGGCUUAGACUCAAUGCUGAAAUCGUCUGAUGCUCAUGAAUGCUCAACGUUUCUUAGCAGAUUGACGACAACAAUUUUAAAUGCACUGAAAGCAGAGCUCGGAAUCGGUAGCUCAAAAGCAGAGAAGAUCUUUAUUCAUCCACCAACUGUUCGUCGACUCUCCCGGUGCCUUUUGGAAAGCUUUGACGCCUAUGAUGCUUUGGCAAUGGAAGUCCCAUCAACUGUUGCUUGCUCAGUCCUAUGUGGAAUAGGAGAAAGUCUCCUUAAACUUGGGGGUUUAGAAGCCAAUCAAAAUUGGAAGUUGAUUGAUGUUACGCAACUAGCAGGGAAUGGCAUUGAGCUGCUUUCGCGAUGUACACUCUUUAAUGAUUCGUAUGAAGAUGGAUUUCCGUUCCAAGGUGUGAUUGGAUUUUUGUGCGAUCACAGACUACCAUGGCGCCUCCGAUACUCUGCCAUCACCGCGAUAGGAACGCUUUCUACGAAUUUGACGUAUCCCCCAGAUUUAUGUUCAAAGUGGACGUCUGCCUCGUUGGAGUACCUACAGGACGAAGAUCCAGACGUCCGUUACGCUGCUUCCAAAACAUUAGUAUCGCCAAUCAACUCAAAUGUCCAAAUUGCAGAUGUUGCUUUGAACGUUCUUUUUACAGGAAAAAGCAACUCUCGUAUUUUUCUACCGUGGCUCGAGAGAUGUAUUGAAAAAGUUCUGGAGAACUAUUCGAAAAUGAAUCGCCGUGUUUGCAUGCUCGCGAACGAGUUGACGCAAAGCGGGAUCAAAUCAGGAGAGAUACUGAACGUUGGGAAUGUGCGCGAAAUCUUCGAAGAGGAAAAUCCCAACUCGUAUGGCGAACAUUUGCUUUUCGUUCAGCUUGCGGUUCGCGGCACAUUGCAAGCGACUGUAGGUACUGUUGGACUCAAUCGAGGGAUCAUUGACAAAAUUUUAGCAUGUUGCAGUCAUAUGCUUUCGCAGCUGCUCCUUCAUUACACCCAGCUUCCGGAUUUGGACAUUCUUCAUGAUCCCAGCCGAUCCAGCGAUAUAUUCCCCGAGCUCCAUGCCAUCUUUCUCCUAUCUGCCACCGUAUUGACGUUCGGUGUUUUGCAAGAGUCGUCGGACAUAGUCCAAAAAGCCAAUUACUUUGCGCAGCAUUCUUCGGUUGCGCGUUUGCAACACGCGUCGCGGGCCUUGGCGCAAGCAAACAACAGCGAAGUUUCGAGACGGCAAAUCUGUUCAUGCUGCUUCUUGCUUUCGUAA